Messenger RNA from Glycine soja, 396 nucleotides. RefSeq lists its product as uncharacterized. Bases 1 to 396 code for a protein of 131 amino acids. The record is from RefSeq and is a predicted model, not a curated record. The transcript has a single exon. NCBI's taxonomy places the organism in Eukaryota, Viridiplantae, Streptophyta, Magnoliopsida, Fabales, Fabaceae.
AUGGAAGAUGAUUUCUCUUUUAGAAGGUUAAUUGGUAGGCUGAUCUACUUGACUAAUAUAAGGCCAGAUAUCACUUAUGUUGUGCAACAUCUAAGCCAAUUUGUUGCUGCUCCCACCUCAGUUCAUCAACAGCCUGCUGUUCGAAUUCUCAGAUAUAUUAAGAGAUCCCCAAUAGUAGGGAUUUUCCUUUUUGCUACAAGUAAAAUUCAGUUAAAGGGAAUUAGUGAUUGUGACUGGGUUGGUUGCAUUGACACCAGAAGGUCUAUCACUAGUUAUGCUAUGUACAUUGGUGACUCAUUGAUUUCAUGGAGAUCCAAGAAGCAAGCCACUGUAUCCAAAAGCUCAUCAGAAGCUGAAUACAGAGCACUAGCCAGUGCCAUUUGUGAGCUACAAUAG